Syngnathus acus (greater pipefish) is the source of this 3673-nucleotide messenger RNA. RefSeq names its product dual-specificity tyrosine-(Y)-phosphorylation regulated kinase 2 (gene dyrk2). Lineage: Eukaryota; Metazoa; Chordata; Actinopteri; Syngnathiformes; Syngnathidae. Gene Ontology annotation, biological process: peptidyl-threonine phosphorylation; peptidyl-serine phosphorylation. Gene Ontology annotation, cellular component: nucleus. The coding region runs from base 723 to 2249 and encodes 508 amino acids. Gene Ontology annotation, molecular function: ATP binding; protein serine/threonine kinase activity; protein serine/threonine/tyrosine kinase activity. The transcript is spliced from 7 exons. The record is from RefSeq and is a predicted model, not a curated record.
AACCUACAGCAGCCGGGACGAGUGCACCCGAGCACGGCUGGGCGGUGCGGUGCGGUGGAGUGCAGUGCAGGGGGCGAGAGGCGAGGGAGGGGAUUUCGCUCCAGGAGAGAGGGGGGGGGGAGAAAAAAAAUCGAACAAGUUGCAAGAGAAAUGAGAAUCUAGCUGUCCGGCUAGCAUGCUAAGUGAUAAAAAUAGUCUCUUGUGAUCCCGAAGUGUGCAUGAUCCGCUAACGUUAGCACAGAGCACCAGCGACAGACACUCGAUCAAAUGAAUAUUUGAUCUGCUUUUUUACGCGCUGCUCGACACAAACGCGACUCUUGUGUGACAUCACGAGUACUUUACGUUGAGCUUAUCUUUUUUUUUUUUUCUCCGGGUGGGGGGUGGUCAGCAGCUCACGCUCACCCCAGCUAGCUGUUCGCUCCUCACGUGAAUUGCUGCUGCUGCUAUGUCGUCGUCAUCAUCAUCAUCCUAAAUGCCAUGGUUCUCGAGAUAAGCCGUUGAAGGACUAGAAGAAGCCACCGAGCGAGGCUCAGAAUGCAAAGCAUCCAGCAAAACGGGCGAGCCGGUCUUCUCUCCCGGUCACGGCGGCUCCCUGACCACGUCUCCCGUCACGCUGCUGCCGCCGCUGCGCAACCUCGACCCACUGACGCGGGGCAACCGCCAAGUGCAGUAAGCGCCGUCCUAUUCAAAGCCUUUGCCCUCAGGGUGGCGCUAAAGGGGCCAUGUCGGAGGGCGUGCACAUCACGCAAGUGUUGGACAACGGCGGCGUCAAGCGUCCGCAUCAGAGCGGGCCGCAGCUCAACGGCCUGGCGCCGCUCGCCCCCUCCCGGCCGGAACGCCCCGCCGCUGACCCGGACUCGGCCCAGCGCGGGCGCCCGGGCGCCGCCUCGCACAGACCGGCCGACGUCAAAGCCAAGCCGGCCGCCUCCACGCCGGAGCAGGCCAUGAAGCAGUUCAUGGCCAAGAUGUCGUCCUUCGAACAUCACGAGGUCUUCAGCUACACCGAGGUUUACUUUGUGGGUCCCAAUGCUAAGAAGAGGCCGGGGGUCCCGGGGGGCGCCAACAACUGCGGCUACGAUGACGAGCAGGGCUCCUACGUCCAAAUUCCGCACGACCAAAUCGCCUAUCGCUACGAAGUCCUCAAGGUGAUCGGCAAGGGGAGCUUCGGACAGGUGGUGAAGGCGUUCGACCACAAGACGCAGACGCACGUGGCGCUGAAGAUGGUCCGCAACGAGAAGCGCUUCCACCGGCAGGCGGCCGAGGAGAUCCGCAUCCUGGAGCACCUGAGGAAGCAGGACAAGGACUCCGGCAUGAACGUCAUCCACAUGCUGGAGAACUUCACCUUCCGCAACCACAUCUGCAUGACCUUCGAGCUGCUCAGCAUGAACCUGUACGAGCUGAUCAAGAAGAACAAGUUCCAGGGCUUCAGCCUGCCCCUGGUGCGCAAGUUUGCGCACUCCAUCCUGCAGUGUCUGGACUCGCUGCACAAGAACCGCAUCAUCCACUGCGACCUCAAGCCCGAGAACAUCUUGCUCAAGCAGCAGGGGCGCAGCGGAAUCAAGGUCAUCGAUUUUGGCUCCAGCUGUUAUGAACAUCAGAGAGUUUACACCUACAUCCAGUCCAGGUUCUACCGGGCGCCGGAGGUCAUCCUAGGUUCCAGGUACGGGAUGCCCAUCGACAUGUGGUCCCUGGGCUGCAUCCUGGCCGAGCUCCUGACGGGAUGUCCGCUGCUUCCGGGCGAGGACGAAGGCGACCAGCUGGCCUGCAUCAUCGAGCUACUGGGCAUGCCGGGCCAAAGGCUCCUGGACGCCUCCAAGCGGGCCAAGAACUUUGUGUCGUCCAAAGGCUACCCGCGCUACUGCGCCGUCAGCGCGCUGCCCGACGGCACGGCGGCGCUCAACGGCGGACGCUCGCGGCGCGGGAAGCUGCGAGGUCCGCCCCGCAGCAAGGACUGGAGCGUGGCGCUGAAGGGCUGUGACGACGCGCUCUUCCUGGACUUCCUCAAACAGUGUCUGGAGUGGGACCCUGCCGUUAGGAUGACGCCCAGCCAGGCGCUGCGCCACCCCUGGCUGAGGAGGCGACUCCCCAAACCACCCGCCGACAAGACGGCGGCGUCCAAACGCGCCCCCGCCGACGUCACCGCCAUCUCCAAGCUCUCGGCCAAAACCAGGACUAACCUGGCGCCCAUCACCGACGCCAACGGGAACCUCCAACCGCCGCGGACAGUGCUGCCCAAACUGCUCAGCUGAAAGUGAGCGCGCCCCAACGGCUUGAGGCUGGCCGGCUGGCUGGGGUGCGUUGGCACGGGACACACGGCAGCGCCCCCCCAGCGGUGCCACCGUUCAGGCUCCUCCGGUGGAGUGCCGCAGACAAUCAUCACAAAGGGUGCUGAAAGGCCAUUAUUUAUCAACAACGAAGACACCAAAACCCUUUGUUUUCUUCCGGAGGACAAAAUGUGCCAAGCGGCACGCUAAUCCGCGUCGGCCGGCCACACGGAGCCAUGAGCGGGCUUAGCUAGCAGAGAAGUCUUACAUCAGUAAGUUGACUCGAGUGCUUUGUUUUCAGUUCGCGCCAUGCUCAAAGAGGCUUCUUGUUUGGCUGCAAUUGGCAUCAUGAGACACCACCACGCUAACUCCUAUCAGAGGCCAAUUCAGGACAGACUUCAAAAGCAUGCAAUGCUUUCAUUUUGCUAAUACUGCCAAUUGAACGACAAAAAAAGAUGACCAUUGACCGUGAAGAGUCCCUGUUAACAGCGCGUUACACUGUGAGGGCGUCAACCCUUUUAAGCCAUUUUCUAUCCUCCGAUGUGUGCGUGCCGGCGCCAAAUCUCUCGCAUCAAGUGAACGCCUCACAAAGAGGCGUGAUGUUAUUUAUGAAUAUUUAUUAGACAUUUUUCUACCAGGAUGUGCAGCAAAUACUUGAAUGUGCGCGCAUGUUUAUUUGAAAACGCAAGUGGCAGGGGCACGACGGUGUUGACGAUGACGUUAGCGACGUGGCUCACGGUCGAGCCAACGCAAGAACACGCUACCUGUUUCCCCCUGCCCGAGUUGACGAAACAUUUUGUGCCUUCAAAGACGGGCGCCGAGCCACGAUGCGUUCUAUUACUGUUGUGAGAGGCGGGGCUAGGCGCAGACAUGUAAUCAGCCAGAUGAUGUCACUCGUCGCCAACGAUAAACACGGCAGGGCUAAGCUAACACUAGCCAAUCCACCGCUAGCGACAGAAAUCUAGCUGAUAUCCUGCACUGACGUUUGUUUUUGUACUCAUCAUGUGAGAACCGCUGAUAAAGCGCGAGUUACAGUUUUAAUGAGCGCUUAUACUGGUUGCUAGCAUAAGUUUUUUUUUUUGGACCGGGUCAUGCCAACUUGACUUGCGGGUGUCUAAAUGCUAACCACUGCGCUGCGCUAGAAGCAAGUAUCAACAAGCGUUUGAGCCAGCAGUUAGCAUGAGCGCUUUUGUUGUGGAAAGCAUCAACUAACACUAGCCAAUCAGCCGCCGGCAUCCAAAUACUUGCCUCUGCACUGCCACUGACGUUUGUUUUCUAUUCACGACCCACUGCCGACAGAGCGCUAGUAGCACAAGCACUGGAACUAGCUACUAGCAUUAGCGUCAUCGUUGUGGCUACCUCAAACUAAGCUCAGCUGUGAUGAUGACGACGACGACAUGACAAACACC